This is a messenger RNA of Malaya genurostris, 14193 nucleotides long. RefSeq lists its product as uncharacterized. Gene Ontology annotation, biological process: positive regulation of MAPK cascade. Lineage: Eukaryota; Metazoa; Arthropoda; Insecta; Diptera; Culicidae. Bases 1331 to 2326 code for a protein of 331 amino acids. Gene Ontology annotation, molecular function: protein binding; transmembrane receptor protein tyrosine kinase activator activity. The record is from RefSeq and is a predicted model, not a curated record. The transcript has 3 exons. Gene Ontology annotation, cellular component: terminal bouton.
CGCUUGCUCAUUCGCGUUUCAUCUCUUGACGAGGCAGUUGGUGUGUUUUACACAGUCCCCGAACGCGCGUCAUGGCCAAAGCGGCCUCCCAGGGUGGUCCAACUUACCCCCUCAUCGUCAUCACUGUAACCAGCAGCCACUACUCAAACUGAACGGAUCCAAGAGCCAACGGCCAAACCAACAACAACUACAACUAGUAAUCCUUGUGACAAAACAGUUCCGAGGUGUGUGCGUGUGUGUUUGUGGUGCGGUAUUGAACGAAUCGCCCGGAGGUAGAGCGAGAAGGUGAGAAUUCCUGGAAGAAUGUUUUAAAAAUAGCUGGUGAUUAGGAUCUCGACGCCAAACGUGCCCCAGACCGCCAAUCCGCCGGAACUAGAGUUUCCGGAGUUCCACCGACAAACUGUACAACGUUCAUCUCACAAUCGGAUAGUUUGAAACAUUACGGGAAUUAGUGUUGUCUGGAAUCGGUGGUGAAAGUGCUGUGAAAACAAGUGAAUAAAACAAGUGGAAAAACAACUCUAAAAACAGUUCGGAUUAUAGCGACAGUUUCCGAUUUUUGAUCCCAUACCGUAGUUCUAGGAGCUGUGAGUGAGUUUACCAGGCGAAAUUGUACGUGUUGUUCGGGAAAGAACGAAACAGAAAGCAGUAGGGAAGCGAAAAACUCGAAUCAAGAGCAGGCUGAAAAACCACUGUGUCUACUUUUGUACACUAAUAAACAAGAGAAAAAACACGGAAAACAAGCCCAAAUUGAGUGAAAUGGUUCCCUAAACGAAUAGUAAUCUGAUUAAAUCUUUGAUGAUAACCGUGCUCGAAAGUGUAACUCUAAAACGGAAUUCGACAAAAUCAUUUCGCUGAAGUUGAAGUGAAGAACUCGGGAUAACGAAUUUCAUAAUCGAUAUCGAAAAAGGACUGAGAGCAAGCAACAAGGAUUCACGCCAGUGUGCUAAAAAUAGACCUUCUUUGGGUGGUUGAUGUGUAGCUUUUGUACGGAUAUUCGUUGGUAUGGGACAAACGUUUUAUCCAAGAAGGUUGGAAAAAACCCGCAGUUACUUCGUAGGAUUUGACUUCUAACCGUUACAGUAGCUACCGUGAAACUCCCCCCCAUUCGGUUUGGGGAUUUGAACCUGUUGAUUAACUUGUUACGUGUGCGUGUGAUUCGGUGGUUUGUCCGUUGUCCGUUGGGCGCACACGCAAGGUCAUUCGUGUGUGUGUUCGGUUUUUCGCAAUUUUCACUCAAACCAUCCCCCGAAAAAACCAGGCCCCGUUAAAACUCUCGCCCACGCGACGAUCUUUGAACCGACUAAAAACUGUACAUAGAAUUAUCAGAAAGAUGUUCCGUGAGAUCUUACCUAUCCUGGCCUACAUGAGUGUGCUAUCCAGCACGUACUCGCUGCACAUGGCACGCGAUGCCUACAUAAAGGCGCCACCACCACCUCCACCCGCCGCCCAGCUGCUAGAGGAACUGGAUGACAUGUCCGCACUGUUGGCCGAGAACAGCAUUCCUGCCGGUCCCCCGCAAUUGCACUCGAAAUCAUAUCAUCUCAGUGCGAUGCAACAACAACAGCAGCAGCAGCAGCUACACACGAUCGGUGGAGUAUCUGCCGGAGUUCCACAUGGGGUCGUAAUCAAUCAUCUAACCAGUAACGAACUGCCCGAACUGAGUCCACCACCGGUACAUCACCCGGUCGGUCCACUAGUUCAACCUCGGGGUCUGCAGGAACUUUUCGGUGUACAGACCAACUACAAUAUACGCUCCGUUCAUCAGCAAUCAUCGCUGCAGCAGCAAACGUCAGACGCUGAAGGUGACAACAACGAUUUGGCCAGCGACAAAGAUUUCCAGCGAAAUCCCAACAACAAACGAUCGUCCCAUAGUAACAUUAACAAUGGUAGACCAUCGGGCAGUUCCAUGGACGGCGGAAUAGGUGAUGGUGGUGGACCAAUGAUGAAUGAUGGUUCCAGCAGUAGCGGCAGCAGCAUCAGCAGCAGCAGCGGCAGCAGUGGCGGCGGCAGCAAUGGCGGUCUGCCGCCCAUCCCGCAUGGCAUGGCAAGCCAGCUGAUGUUGCGCAGUGCACGCGGCCAGCGGCAGUACGAUGUUCCACAGAUCGAAUGUCCACCAGCGAUGGACGGGAUGGAGCGGUUCGCCUGUCCGACGCCCGAUCGGCAAGGUCGCUAUCGAUGUAUAGACGACCACGUGCUCUGCGACGGUUUCAUCGACUGCCCCGAAGGCGAGGACGAGGACCGACAAGCGUGCAUGUUCUACAAAACGACGAAAGCACAUCUGGAUGUGUUAGCCGACGCCUUAUUGCGAUGGGCACGAGGGCGUUAGGUUGUAUAAAUAGUAACAAGUAAACCAAACACAACACACGGAUGGACAAACAAACAACAACUGUAGAGACAAAGCACUAUUUUUAAGAGGAAAGAAUCUAACUGGCAACUAGGGAAGACAAAUAACGACAUUCGAGAAGCAUCCGGAGGGAGUUGGAAGAAUCUGGAUGGAAAGCUGUACAUAGAGGAAAACAAUUCAAAUAGAUAAAAAAGUAUAUACAUAUAUAUUUAUUAAGGACACUCGCGGAAGCACAGAAAAGAUCGGCAGGAGCAGCAACAAUAACAACCGAUACGACAAGAGCUGUGGAUUAGAGAUCCUACAGUGAGAAACAGAUAACCCCAAAACGACUAAAUCGAGAGUGAUGCGGACGAAACAAAUAUUGACCAUUCUUUCCUGUCAGUUAGUGACAGAUUAACGUUAAGUGAGAGAAGAAAAAAGAACAGUAAAAUCUUAAACUGUGCAUUGCGCAAAUAUUGCGGUGAUGAAACGAAGCACUAAGAAGUGAGAACAACUGUAAGUACAUUGAAGUGUAUCAAAAGAAAGCAAACCAAAGUAUGUGUAUUUUUCUACUAAUUUCAAAAAAGUUAUCAGUCACAUGGAUACCUAAACCAAGCUGAGCGAGAGCGAGACAAAUGCUAAAAGCACUCGACAGUCGACAACACACGAAACGAUCAAAAACGAUAUUUUCUCACUAAUUCGGUAUAAGAGACUUUGUUCCGAUCGAUAUAGUGUUCAUGCGUGCACGGGGUGACAGUAUUCUGACAGCACUCCUGAUCACAUGGGUUUGUUUGGUUUUCGCACAGACAAACAGAACAAAAACGAACUUUUACUAUACCCUCUGUGGAAGAAUCUUGUAAAAAAUACCAACAUUCAAGAUCGUUCAAGUUAUGGAAUUAAAUCAGAUAAAACUAAAAUCUUGCGGAAAACUAUUCUCAUGGACAAGGCAGCUAUAUUGUAUAGAUAAGUCACAAUUUUAACGAAUCAAAUGAAUCCAAUCUUAGUGAACUUUAAUAAUAAAAAUUCACACCUAAGCGAUAAGAGAAUUCUUCACACUCCCACACAUACUAUCGACAACACCACAUGUACAUACAAACGCAAAAACAACACUCCCACUGUCCACUCGCAAUCUUCUACAAACUACAAAACUGCAGCCGUACUUGAGUGCGUGCGCAGAGCAAAAGAUAUCGUGUCACAAUCCACUUAUACAAUAAAAAUAACCAUAUGUAGAACACAAAUGAGGUUACAAAAACCAACAACUAACGUAAGCCUAGAGGCUAUUGCCACUUGCCAAACCGAACGGGAAGGCCCGUGUGUUGAAAAGCUAGGAAGAAAAAACAAACCAAACAUACAAGACGGAAAAAAAGACAAGUUCGCGAAGAUCUUAUUUUAGUCAAACUUUUAGUUACACUAUUAUUGAAUAUUUUGUUCUGGCGAGCGACAGGUCGUUAAUGUAAAUAGUAUAAACCAAACAGAACAAAGUACAUAACUAACCCAAGCUAGCAUUCAUGUGAAAAUGUAAUGUUUUAAACGUAAUGCACCGUGACAGAUAAACGAUAGGAAACCAUUUACCCCGCUUGCGAUUUUGUUUAUGGAUAAAACAUUCCAUUUUUUAGGCUGCCAUGUUUUCUUGUUUGUUACUAAUAAUUUAAGUUCAGUAGUUUGUGUGGCACGAAUUUACCAGUAGGCUUGGUCGACUGGGUUUCGAUUCACCACCAUAACAGGCUACGAAGCAGAAAAUAUACCGUGAUACAUUCAACGCCGUAUAUGUCAGUUGAUAGCUAAAACUAUGUUGAAACGAGGCAACCCAGUUGUUAGAAUCAAAAAGAAAAAAAAACGGUGACUGAUUAAUGAAAUGGUUAAUGUUACUAGUAUGAAAGCUUGAAAAUAUGAAAUUUUGAAAAAAAAAUCAAACAAAAAAAAAGAUGAUAAAGAACAUAUAUUUUUGAUUAUUUUAUUUUGAUGUUUCCGAGAGUGAUAGGCCGAUCGAAUCAGCUGACAGCAAGUUUUAUUCACCGCUACCUGGUGAAGAAACACGAAAACAAUCAACUCUGGAUGUUGGGAGUUUUAAACAACAUGCACUAUUGGUUGUGGAUCAUUGUUCGGCCAAAUUUUGUUCUUGUUUCAAACAAAAAAAAAACAAAUCCUGAAAACAAUACCCACUUACAUGCCAUUCAAACGAACACACAAACAAUUUAAACGUCAAUAUUUAAAUUGAAAUUAAACCAAAGCAACACGAAAAAUAUAAAUGUCUAUUUGCACAAUAUAUCUUUACAGGAGAGAACACAAAGAAAAAACAAUUUCUUAUAGCAAAACAAGACGCAAGGCAUGAAAUAAUAAUCAGAAGAAACAACUCAGAUGUGAGAAGUAAACAAAAAACAGAGUGUCUCUAGGAUGCCGAUAUGUUAGCAUGUGUAAAGCAGGAUUAAAAUAUUCAAAAUUGUCGAAAAGCACUAUUCCUUUCCGUUAAUGGAAGACGCUAGCAGGUCUUCGUAAGACGCUAACCAAUGUGCCGUUAGAUGGAAGAUUUAUUUGAAUACCCACCUCUAGGUUAAUUUUUAAUCAUCAUUUCAAAGUUAACAAGUGCAAGACUACUAAUUGGAAUCGACAGUAAAUCAUAACAAAAAUUGGAAGAAAAUCGGUAUGAGAAGAGAACAAAAUCUGGGCAAAAAACGGUGAAACAAAAAUCAUGCGCUUAAAAAUCCAAUCGAAACCCAGGUGUUUAUGGUAAUUAUAUCCAGUAAACACUCUUCUUUCAGUCUGCUUGCCUGCCUGCCUGCCUGCCUGCCCGUCUGACUGUCUGUAUGCCUGCCUGUCUGUCUGUCACUGGUUUUGUCGAUGUUUUCCUUUUUUUUACUAUCGAAUUAUGCGACAUUGAACGAAGAAAUGUCAGAAACAAUUGUUUUUUUUUCACAUAACUCAUAACAUCGCAGUUUUUUGUUAAAUUAUGGCAUUUCACGAUUCAAACUAGAUGAAGAUACUGAAAAUUUUAUGCGUUCAGGAAUCUACAUACUUCAAAUGAUUUUUCAAAAUUUCUCGAUUUUACGAUGAGUUGGAAGUCGCUGAAAAUAACACACGUCUUUUGAGACCGACAUAUACGAGCAUUGAGUAUGAAACAUGUUUACGAUUGACUUCAUAUAAUAUUCAUGCAUUUUGAUCUAUUUUGACAUGCUCAAAACUGUAAUAUUAAAUGAGCGCAUGAAAGCUUAUACCGUUUUCGUUAAUUGAUAUCAGAGCAGCCCGAGAGCUGACCUAGAGUCCCCCAAACAACUUUUGAGAUGUUUGUUUUAGCAACCUGGGUCGCUCUAGAUCGGACUCCAAUCGCGUACUUUCGCUUUGAAAAUUUUCUCGGGUCGCACCACGAUGUACAUGCGAGUUUGUUUAUUACCACGUACCAAGUGUUCGUUUUACUCGGAGUCAGAGUCACCCGCGUGUAGGUUCAAAAACGAAAACGGUAUUAGGUUUAUUUGAUACCGAUUUACGUUAUUCCCGUGAAAUUCAAUCGAUUGACGAAUUACAUUCUCAUAAAUUGAGUCAUAUGUGCAUUUACAUCAUUUGUAAAUUUCAUCCUUUUUUGCUGUGUACGAUUGAUUUCAAAAUUUAUGGUUUAGGAAUCUGAAAACCAAUUUCAGUCACAUCCGACUGAAAUUUUCAGUAUUUCAGUACAAUUGGAGAACUCUGUUGAUUUAGAUCAGUGUAGACAAGCGCCAAAGUAUCUGAGAAAUCCACAGAGAAAUCGAGAGCAUUUAAAAACAUUUUUUGGCACUACAUCAUCAUCAUUCAAGAUAAUACAUAAUCAACAAAAGUGCGCUAAAAUACUCAGUUUGAGGCUGCCGCUCUCCAUUCUCGAUCACGCCCGAUGCUUGCCAGAUCACGUUCUACCUGGUCCGGUACUCUUACAAAAUGCCCUGCCCACCGUAAUCUCCCGGCUUUGGUCACCUUCUGGCUGCAGGGUUCACCGUAAAGUACAGCGAGGUCCUCAGCACGCGUCGCUCGAAAACUCCGGGUGCUUUCAAGUUUUCCAUGUUUCGUAUCCGUAAAGAGUCACCGGUCUUGUACAUGGUACAUGGUACAUUUGGUGCGGAGGUGAAUAUUUUUUACCGCAGGUUCUUUUGGAGCCCGUCCGACCUUUGCUGUUUCGCAUUUCAGGCGGGUGUACAGCUCUGCCACCGUUCAAAAGUUUCUGGCGGUAAUGUCUAUGUGAUGAUGAUGAUGAUGAUGAUGAUGGUCCCACCUCAUACCCCUACAAAGGUGUGAACAGAACGAGUUAUUUAAAUGAUAAUGAAUAUUUUUGCACAUAUCUUAACCAGUAAACAUAAGAAAACGAUCUGAUUAAUCUAGCAGGUAUAGAUUUUCUUCUAAACAACGACUGACCAUAAAAUAACAUUCAAAUAAAUCCGAAAUAUUACUAUCCAGGGUUAAUCAAGAAAAUUUCCAACCCGGGAAGAUCCUUGAUCACAUCAGGAUUCGAACCCGAUUUCUUUACCAGUAUCAAACAAUAAUUCGCCUGGCCCUUCCCACCGGACCAGUUCAUCGCUACAAACAAAUUGACUGGAUUUCGUGAAAAUCGUACCCCAGCUCGUCACGUCAAACCUUCCCCUUUGAGAUUCUAAUGAAAUCCUUACGUCUUAUGCAGCACUGACGUAUUCGUUUUCUCCGUUGUCUUGAACCCCCACAUCUACGUUCGCUCCGCACCUUUCCAGUCCUCAUAGAAGUGCUCUUUCCGUCUUUUAAUGAUCUAACGUCCAUCCGUCAGGAGGCUCCCGUCGUUAUCCCUGCUCAUUUCGGCUCACGGCACGAGGUCGUCACGGGAUUUGAGGAUCAGCAUCACCAUCAUCAGCAGGAGGAAUACAAUAUGAUUUCGGAAGAGAAGAACACUGUGCAAUCUCUUCCGAAAUCAUAUCGUAUUCCUCAUCCAACCAUUCGUUUCAUCGACGCUGUUCCACGUACCCGCGCUUGGAUGCGUCGUUCAUGGCUGCUUUUACUGUACUCCCGCAGUUCUCUAGGGAUUCGACAUCAAGCUCCUCGUCGUCUGGCAGCGCUGCCUCGAGUGUCUACGCGUAUGAUGUGAUGACAUCCGGUUGCUCUAGGUUGUACCGUGGCGGUUGCUGGUCCGUGCACUAUCGAUGAAGGAUCAUUUUAAGCGCAGCUUUAACAUCACCAGUGGUCAGUGUUCAGAGUCAUAGGCGCUAAGCCACGAUAGGUUCUGACGUUGACAAUGUCAGAGUAGUGCGGAUCAUGUACAGUACAUGGUUGAUUUGCGAUUCCAUCUGCUGUGAUGAUCUCCAGCUGUAAUGAUAAGGGAAGCUGUGUUGGAAGAGGGUGCUACGAAUGGUCAUAUUCUUGGAGGCGGCGAAAUCGAUGAGUCGUAGGUCGUUUUCGUUUGUCAGCUGGUGGACGCUGAACUUUCCGAUAAUCGAUCUGAGCUCCUCCUCCUCCUGACCUACAUGAGCGUUUAGGUCUCCUAUUCUUCAAGAUGAUAUUGACGUCGUGGCUGUAUAGACUUUAAAUAAGAGAAAUUUUUUUCAAGUAUGUGAAUCAUUUCGAACACCAUCAAAAUCCACUCGAGAUAACCGAUAAUUAUAAAACCGAGGGCUAAGGUAAUGUCAGAGUUAAUAUCACGCAAUUGACGUAGGACUGUAUUCGAGUAAUGUGUAAACUGUCCAUACUCACAUAUCAGUCCCUUCUGUCAACCAGCAACCAUCUCUCAAUAUAAUUCUGAUGCUCACUACUAGGUGUCGCAUGAAUUUAAUUCAAGCUGACAAUUAGUGUGUCUUUCGGAAAUUUUCAGAUAUUAUUUCAACGAAAUCAGAUUAAAAUAGUGCCUGAUCCUAUAGGUACAGAACGGUACAGUUUUCGGAUAUCAUUUUCCUAUAGAUUUAGAAAAAGUUUAAUUUGUUCCGAUCAUUCUCAGACGUUUUUGACGGUUACAGUACGAAAAAAAAACUGAAUGAAAUGAACUUCUGCUUAAAUUAGCGUCAGAUGCAAUGAAGAAAGGUAAAUUUUUCUGUUCUCCACAUAUUUUCAACUUGUACAGAUUUGUUCCAGUACAGAUUUGCUCCAGUACAAUCGGCGAACAGUGGGUUUGAAUAUGACCGAUAUGGUCAUAUUAUUAGCAAUACAACCAAUGUGUGCUUUUGUUUCGUGUAGCUUGCUGAUCGCUUUCGAUAGCGAAGUUAUCAGAACCAAGUUCAGCAGUUCACAAUCUAUAAUCGAACGAGUGUUUAUUUCCGAAACAAUUAUCAAAAGUCUGAACGAAUCUAAUUUUAAACUUUCAGCACACGCAAAUAAACUCAAAUAACUCGAAAAACAUGUAAGCAUGCUAUGUCUACUGGCAGCAGCGGCCAGGUGAAAGCUCACAAGUUAUUAGAAAGCUGUUGCUCGUUUCUUUUUCCCUUGCCAGCAGCCUCAUGUGGCGGAAAUCCAGAAACACUCAACCUAGCGUAAGCCCUUUAAAAUCCACUUGGAAACAUUAUUGGUACCAUCGAACCCAAGCAAGCUGUAGGCUUCCCUACUGAACUCCCACCGAAAAAGCGUGUGUUAUUUCAGCUUCAUUUCCAUUUUGCACGAAAGCAAUAUUGAAGGUUUAUUUUUAGUGCCAUACGCUGGAACGCGAAUGAAAGAAGGGUGCAAAAGACUUCUCCCCGUUUCACGGUCUGUGUGCACUUACACCCGUUUAUAAUUCGAUAAGAUCUGCUACCUGAGUGGAAGUUUGCUUAUAUCAAUAAUAAAGAGGUGGAUCAAAUGUGGCGCAAAAAGAGCCGCAACAGUCCAUCGCAACCUAGCAAGUUGAUGACGGUUUUCCUCUUUGGAAAAGCUAAUUCCACCUUACAGUUUGCCCUUCGUUUGUUUUAAUUGACCAGGCAGUAUUUUAAAAAUUUUAAAUACUCUUAACUUCUAGAUAAAAUAUUUCAAUGUUGUUGAUAAUUUCUAUACCGUGAAAAAUAUUUCUUCAAAAAAAGUGGGGUGGUAAUGUCAGAGACAUAACUGGAUGAAGUGAAUACGAAUAAAACUAUCACGUAUUUUUACACUUAUGAACAUCUAAAUUUGUUCUCAUAAGAUGAUAUGUUGUGUGAAUUGUGCAAGGCUUCAUUUCUUUACUUCAAGAAUUGUAACUGUGCACCUAUACUAAAGAACUACGAAUUCACGACAUAUUUAUUUUAAUAAACAAAUUAAUAAGACAGGGCAAAAGCGAGAAUAAAUUCUCCGUCUGCAGAAGUACAAACGGUUAGAAUUACAAUAAUUUUAAUGGAUUUUAAUGGAAUUCAUAUUAAAAGUCAAUUGCGCAGACUACAUGUGCUCUCUUAUUUCAUGAAUCUAAGCCUUGGUUUUAUAAUCCUGUAGUGGAAUUUGACCUUCUGUUUCAACAGACUUCACAGCCGAUUCAGUGUGUACAGAACCAUUGCAUGGCUGGUGCUACGAUUCUACUGACACUACGAAUCCUUCCAGGUCAGGGCUCGAACAUACGACAACUGGUUUAUAAGACCAGUGCCCUAUGCAUUGAACCGCCAACCCAUACUACUAACGGAUGGCAAAUAAAAUUUUGGAAUUUCUUUCUGAAGCUGUCAAAAGAAGACAAACAUACUUGAAGAUCAUCUGAUUGAUUGAAAUUAAACAUACAUUGUCCUUUUUGAAAAAAAAUAUUAGUGAACAUUUGAAAACGGUCCGUAAUCGGAUGUUCACCGAAGCUUCCGUUUGAUGUCGGAACAGGAGCGUUGUACGGCCUUCAUGUCAACUUUGCGAUUGCAUCUCUUGAUUCUUUCAAUCAACUGUUUGCAAUUCGUGGCUCUCCAGUUAUUUUUGUACACCAAGGAGCUCAAAAUCCCGAAGAAAUCUUCGAUUGGGCGACACUGAGGCAGAUUUGUCGGGCUGUGGUUUUUGGGUACAAAUGAGAUCGAAUGGGUAUUCAGGAACGAUUGUGUUUUUUUUUUGGCGUAAUGCGAUGACGCUUUAUCCGGCCAAAACACGUAUUGUCCAUCUGCAUGAUGUUUUUGAAGAAACGGGAUCAAAAUUUUCUUCAAACAUUCGUUCUGGUACACAUCUUGAUUGAUUGCCAAACCAAAGGGCUUGAACCUUUCUCGGAAAUGGCAGCAUCACUUUCUGUUCAAACUUAUGUUUAAACAUAUUUUAUGUUCGGAUGUGCAAUAGAACUAUCCGUUGAAUAGUAUCGAUCGUUUCCGGAAAUCUGCGUCUUCGAAAGAGGAAAGUAACUUUCGUCGUCCAAAACAAAACUUUUUCCGGAAUAAUUUUUAAUCAACAAGCGGCAUUGGGACAUCAGCGUCAGUGUGAAAUCUGCGCGUCAGUAUAUUCCGGGCUCGUAUCUUUUUUCGCCACUUUAUUCCGACUCUGUACUGUUUUGCAGAUGUACUGGUGAGAACAGUUAAAUUUUUUUGCGGCAUCACGUUGGCUCAGUGAAUCCUUGUUGUUGAAGGCACGAGAAAGAGAACGAAGUCCUUUGCGUCCAUAAUUUUGGCUGGUCUUCUGGAUAUUGCAAACUGUAGAAGCCGCAACAUUUUUGUUUUUGAAAUGUUGUACCGUACUAUUUGCCGAGAUUUCUGUGCAGUUCGUAGAUCUGCACAAUACGCUCGUGAAAUACUUCUUGUUUCUACGGAAUUUUGAGCAAAACUGAGCAACCAUAAACAAAACAGAAAAUACUAGCAGAAAGAGGAGAGAGAGCUAACACAUACACACUCUUAUUUUUCUCUGAGCUCGUUUGUUGCUAAGCAUACAGGCCUCGAAAAAAUUCCUAAAUUUUAGUUGCCACCCGUUAAGAUUUUCACGUUUGAGUUCUAGUAAAUCGUAUUCACGACAAAACAGUUAGUUUUUGACAUUUCGAUUAGUGUUUUAGUCGAAAUCAACCUAGUUUAUCUGAGAGCUUCUUCAAUCGGUGUAACUGCUCUAGCCUUUGUACCACCUAAGAGGUGUUAAAGGAAACAACAUCUUGAAGCGAUCGAUUAAACACGGUCCAAACUAACACCUUCCCCUGAGAAAUGAAUUUGCUGAUCAAUGUAUAUAGUUUGUAGAUUCUGGAAGGUGUUACAACAAUCGUGCACAGUGUACAUGUACAGCAUAGCUUUGUUCAAUCCGGUUUGCUCUUGAGAUCUAGAUUUCCCCAGAUUUUCAUUGACUGAUCAUUUGUGAUAUGUUUAACAAGCAAACAUAAUCAAAUAACAAUUAUUACGAAUUGCAUUUACGUUGCGUUUACCUUACUUUCUAUAAAUAUAAUAUUCUAGUUUUGGAUAUGAAAAAAUCCUUGAAACCGUGACCAUGAAACUAAUUCUUACUUUACUGUGUAUUGCUUAUUAAAUGGAAUGAUUUAUUCUGAAAGGAAAAUAUUCUCGAGAAUAAAAUGAUCUGUCAAAUGUUGGAGCAGUGUUGCGUUGAAUAUUGAUAUAAAGGCUGAGUAAAAGUAAAUUUGUUCGCACACCAAGCCGUGUCCUUCAUAAUUCAACAAGUUCAACAAGUUUUUCCCUGACAAGGAUGUUCCGUACCGUUUAAAAUUUGGCGUCAUCUCAGAUAAAAAAACCGAAGUUGGUUUUAACGUUCCUCAACACAUUGUUACGCAGCAGACGAUCCAGACCCGCUAAUUCUUUUCCACACUUAGGCUUUGAGCACUCGACAAAAUGUAGAAUUCGGCAUCUUCUGCACUUUAGCCAGCUUUUAACCGAAUUAUCCAGGUGUUUGUGCACAGUAUUUUGUCUUCGUUCAAGCUCCGUUUUAUGUUUUUUUUUCUGGACGUCAUCGAUUAAUUCCAUCAAACUUACACCAGUCGGUCGCUAUAGAAGUGUAAACAAACCACUGUCAAAUAUUUUCUAUUCCCAACACUAGGAGCGGGCUAGCGGCGCGCAAGGGACUUAUCAAUUUACUUUUAGUCAGCUUUUAUUUGUGACCUUUAGGCUUAUACCAGAUUUUAUCAUUGAUCUCCAAUGCAGGGUCCAGAAAGAGUACCGUUUUUACUUUUCUUGUUGACUACUAGAAGUAGUAAAAUCUGUCAUUUAUUGUUUUUAUCAGUUUUAUCUAUUCGAACUGAUGCGCAAAACUAUGUUCAGGGACGGAUGAAUUAAUACCGUAAAUAAUAACAAAAUUUACCGAAUUGACCCUGUUCAAUUGUAAAAAAUAAAUCCCAUUCAAAUCGAGAAACAAAUUCUUUUCGCUACUAACCGAUUAGUUCACUUUGUCGAUUAGUAGACUUGAUUAAUCGAUGUUACUGAGCAAGUUUCCGAACAACUAAUCGGUAACUAGAAACAAUCACACAUCUUUAAUUAGAAGUUACUUCGCAUAGAAGCGCUAGGUAUUGCUUACGGUAAUUAUUACCCAACUCCUGCCUCAAUAUUGAUAUUGAGCAUUUUGUUUUGUAUGAUCACACUGUAUCGCUCUUCAGAUAGCACCCGGAAUUUAUGUUUUUUUUUAUGUAGAGCAAAAACUUUGUUUUUGUCUCUUAAUAAAAAUAAUAUUUUUAACCAAUUAACGUGUUUAUUCAUAUGCAAAACAAUUCAUUUCUUUCCCUUAAUGGCUAUUCUGAGCAUUCUUCGUUCAACCGGUUCCAUUGCUUUUCGUCAUAAUUCAUCAUUCAGUCUCCAUGUUAAUUCCAAGUUCAUCCUCAGAAGAUAAGGAGGAAUUUUAUUUACCAAAAACCACAAAAAAAGCAAAGAUGAAUUGUGAACAAAAAUCCUCCCGGGGCAACAUACAUAUAAUGACAAACUUUCCAAACCCAAACAACUAUCCGCUAGCAACUGUUUACACACAACUAUGACGGAAACACUUUCCUAAUGCGAGAGCCCAUUUGAGAGCGAACCAACGGUUCAAUUCUUAGCAAGUAAAAAUCUCUAAAAAGUAUAUAAAAAAAAAACAAAGAAAAGACUGACUUAGUGCGACCGAAAAAAAACUAUUAAUUACCAAAAAUAAAAGUAGUUAGCAAGAGAAUAAAAAUUAACCUAUCGAUCAUGGGUAUUUGAAUGGGUUUUUCCAGGGCUACGGGAAGGUCACACAAAAGCCACCGCAGAUUGAGAUAACGAGCAUGACAAGAGAGAAAGAGCGAAUAACAAAUAAAAUCCUUAACAACCAAAAGCAAAUCAUUCCGCUUCACUUAGCAAUAACUUUCAAACUUAUCAGAAACAAUCUAAAAGUUCAAGGGUUUUUUUAGUCGAAGGCAACAGAUUUCUGUUGAAGAUGGUGAACCUUGCUGAAAUAAGAGUUUCAUAGAGAAAAUCAAGAAAGUACGAGAAUCAAUUUCGAUUUCAUAUCGUGUACAUUCGUUGUUUCUAUGUUCCACAAAAACAAAACAAAAACCGACAAUGGAUCAUUUUUAAAAUAAGAAAGCGUUACGAAUAUUUUUUUAUAAGCGAAAUCCCCUUGUAAAAAUGACGUUGAAAGCAAGACUUCGAAAAAGCAAAUCACAAACAAGGAAACAAAUAUGAUCAAAACAUUACAAAUGGGCUCCCGCACUAUGAAACGAUUGUUGAAUGAAGAAGUGACAUGCAAAAAAUAAAUGACUAGAAACACGUAUCCAGAGCAAAACGUACUUCUUCUGAGGGAUCGAGAAGAAUGACAAAAUGAAUGAAACUUGAAUAAGACGACUCUCAAUGAGAAUGAAUAGGCCAGUUAACACAAAAAAGGAGAACAAACUGAAGAUAACAAAAAAAACUAAGAAGAAAACUUGUUAAUAUCGCCGUCGAAUGGAAAUAUUUGUUAUUUAAAAAACCAGAAGAACUAUUUAAAAAAAAACUGCUGCGAUCCAGAGAAGAAUUGAAAUAAAUGAGAAGAGAAUCGCAGCUGUUUGAAAACAAAAUGAAGGAGAAAAGGACACUAAAAGCUGGAAGUAUAUAAAAUAAUUUAGAUAUAAUAAAUAUAUUAAUAAAAUAAAAACAUUA